ACACUGGGGGUGGCUUUUUACUCUUUUUACGCGGAUAGCAGAGUCCUGAAAUAAAUGUUCAAUUAAAUUCCAAAAGCCAAAUCAAUCAAAAACUAACCGCGUGAAGAACACCACCAGUGUUGUUCGUAUACAGCCGCAAAGAUUUUAAUCAGUUCAAGAGAAUUUCUGUACCUAAAACAAAAGAAUGGAACAGAUUUAUAAACCCAAAAAUGAAGAAAUCGUGUCACCCCGCCAAGUUCAAAGUGAGUUUCAGCGGGAGUUGCUGACAACAAAUUUGACCAGAGUUCCCUGCAUCGAAGAGGACAUCGGAGAAGCUAUCGGAUUCACUGGCUCGAACGUCCAAUUCAAUGAUCUUAUGCAGUCCAUCGAUCUGGAUUUGAAUCUAUCCAGCACGAAAGAUUUGCGAGUUUUGCCUUUCCAUCCCUCACGAAUCCAGCCAGUCCAGAAGCAUAUCGAAGUACCGGAAAAAGCUCGGCAGCUUCGUUGUGUUCAGAAUGCGCUGAAAAUAACGGGAAGGAUUCGGAAAAAUCUGGACACCAGAAUUCGUUAUAACAAGCAUAAGUACACAGCCGAACCACCGUUGGAAGACCCGGACCUCCAGCCGUUCGGAGAAAUAUUGCUGCAAAUUCGAUUCUACGAGCCCUUCAAGUACAAAACCGGUCUUCGAUUGGGUCAUCCCAAAUUUCACCAGGAGUUCUACGUUAUUGGGUCUCAAACACUGGCGGAACUGCGAGACAAAAUCUACUGUCCGUGUGAUUCGGGUCCCUUUUUCGACAUAAGCGAGAAUCCUCACCAGUCGGAACCGAAACGAGCACCGGAAGAACCGAAUCCGGGAUUCUUUUUCAUCCAUGACGUUUUUUACAACGAUAUGAGAAAUCAGCGCAACAUGGACUAUUCGGAAGUGAUUCUCAAGUGGGCCAAGCGACAGAAGUGCAUCGGUAAAUUGGAAAGCCGAAAUAUGGAAAACACACGAUUUGAUGAGUUGAAAUUUCGAUUGGGCUAUCCGCAGGUUUAUCAACAUCAUGGAAAUUGCGAGCACAUAUUCGUAGUUUCAGAUUGCCGGUUGCUAUCCCCUUCAGAUGUGCUAACCCGUAGGCGAUAUCCGCUCCUUAAUUCGUAUGUUUUUCCUCGGUCUAUUCCGUGCAAUAUUUGCGGGCAUUGCGAGGCAAACUUUAUUGUUAAAAACAGUGAUCAGCACAUUUUCGAUCCCGCUUACGUAUGUCAGGCUUGCUUCGAGUCGUAUCACUAUAAGCAUGGCAAGAAAAUUGGUGAAUUCGAGGCGUAUCGAUUCCUCGGUACCAAAGUAGCAGUUAAGGAAGACGAUGCACAAAUAGAAAACUAAAAAAGACA
This is a messenger RNA of Armigeres subalbatus, 1350 nucleotides long. RefSeq names its product snRNA-activating protein complex subunit 3 (gene Pbp49). Gene Ontology annotation, molecular function: RNA polymerase III type 3 promoter sequence-specific DNA binding; bent DNA binding; RNA polymerase II cis-regulatory region sequence-specific DNA binding. Bases 185 to 1342 code for a protein of 385 amino acids. Gene Ontology annotation, biological process: snRNA transcription by RNA polymerase II; snRNA transcription by RNA polymerase III. The transcript has 2 exons. Gene Ontology annotation, cellular component: snRNA-activating protein complex. Lineage: Eukaryota; Metazoa; Arthropoda; Insecta; Diptera; Culicidae. The record is from RefSeq and is a predicted model, not a curated record.